CGGGUUAGACGCAAGUCGCUCUUCCAGCAGUGUAGUGUACGAGUCGAUCAAGGCCAGUUUGCCAUCAAGAAAGCGAGAUGCAGACUGUUUUAUUCAACGCCGUUUUGUUUACGACUUUUUACGCUUUGCUAACCUUUUCGUGGGUUCAACAUGUCGUUGGCGUGUCGAGCGGCAGAGGGUUUGGCGACAACAUCCACUGGAGGUCGCUGGAAGAUGGAAAGAACGAGGCAGCUGCCAGUGGUCUGCCUCUCAUGGUCAUCAUCCACAAGACUUGGUGCGGAGCCUGUAAAGCCUUAAAGCCCAAAUUUGCAGAAUCCAAGGAAAUCGCAGAACUUGCCCACAACUUUGUGAUGGUCAACCUGGAAGACGAAGAGGAACCAAAGGAUGGGGACUUCACCCCCGACGGAGGCUACAUCCCGCGCAUCCUAUUCCUAGAUCCCAGUGGUAAAGUCCGCCCUGAAAUCACCAACAAAAACGGCAAUCCCAACUACAAGUAUUUUUACAGUAAUGCCGAACAAGUUGUGUCAGGGAUGAAGGAGGCGCAGGAGAAGCUAACAGGCGAUGCCUUCAAGAGCACUCACGCGGGAGACGAGCUGUGAGGAGGCAAGCAUCAGGGCUGCAAGGGCUACAUCACCUCCGAACGACGCUGCCAUAGCCAGAAGACUACUUGUCACAUACUGUACAAUAAUGGAUGUAAAGUCAAUCAAGUGCCAAAAUUGACGCACAACUUUCCAUCAGGGUUUCCCACACUGAGGCUCCAAAACGGGUCGGUUUUUAUCAAGACGCCAAUUAUGAAAAAGCUGUCAACUUUUAUAAAACGCGCAUAGAGUAGGCACAUAACCACGUAGAACUGUUUCAGCGCCGUUGACAAGGCCAAUUGUCUGACUGUUUUCAUCUUUUCUGCUAUGAGUUUAAAUGAAUCAUGAGUAGACGUCAAUGGCAGCCAAUGUGUUAGUGCUAUAAUCUUUAGUGUUCGUUUCUGUAAAGUAUAUGUCGGGAAACCUUUCUGUAGACUACAUGCAUCGUCACCCUUAAAGCCACGGCAAUUAGUUUCUGCUAAUGUUGAAGACACCACGUGCUUCCAAAGAUGAUUUCUUGCCAAUGUGAGUUUAUUUGUUGUUUGCUCAUUUUAUCCUGUUAUUUUUGCCUCCUUUUUUACCCUGUAAAUAAAGGUUUCUUGUAGUGAG
Molecule: messenger RNA, 1187 nt
Organism: Corythoichthys intestinalis (scribbled pipefish)
Lineage: Eukaryota; Metazoa; Chordata; Actinopteri; Syngnathiformes; Syngnathidae
Gene: txndc12
Product: thioredoxin domain containing 12 (endoplasmic reticulum)
Exons: 7
Coding region: 78-599 (173 amino acids)
Cellular component (GO): endoplasmic reticulum
Source: RefSeq, a predicted model, not a curated record